UGGGAUGUUACAUGUGGUUUAGAUUUGGUAGGGAGUGUGGUGUUUUAAAAGCAGUCUCUCCCCCCCCCACUCUCCUCCUCCUCCUCCUGUCUGCUGAAGGCAAUUGGUGCAUUCCUAAACAGACUGUGGGAACAUGAUUUUGGUGGAGAGAGAGAGAGAGAGUGUGUGAGUGAGUGAGAGAGAGAGAGAGAGAGAACAGACGCUUUGCAGAUCAGCCCUUGUGGAUACUACAUACUAUAACCAGUGGAUUGUACAGAGGGCAAUUUCCCAAAUACAUCCAGGAUUAAGGGGUACCAAGGAGAAGGUCUGGGGAAGGAGAGAAAAAGAAGAGAAGAAGGAAAAAAAAAAGAAAGGGAGGAGAGGAAAACAAUCAUCCCAUUACUUGUUAAAUUAAAUCCACAAUUCUUUCCAACCCCAACUGUGGUGAGUUACAAGACAUUUACAGCAAAGUGUGGCUGGCAACUAUGACACACGGGUGAUGCAGACAGGACGCUUGAGCAGGGAAGCCUUUCCACGGACACCAUGAGGGUAGUGAGGCUAGUGGCCCUGUGUCUGUGUGUCCCCGGCCUCGUCCUGGUCACCACGGGCCGACUCGCACACUCCCAAAGCUUGCCCGGUGUCCCAGCCUCCACAGACACCGACUGUGAAAGGAAGGAGCAUCCCAUCGUGUCCUUCAAUGUGCUGAGGCCCGGACUGUACAAUUUCAGCUUCUCAGGUGCAGUGGACUUUUGUCAGAUCUUCAUUGACCUCGACAGGAACCAGCUGAUCGUUGGAUCCAGAAACUACCUCUUCCGCCUUAGUGUGGCCGAUCUCUCUCUUAAACAGGCUGUCGCAUGGAAACCAGAUGAGACCACAAGGCAAAGCUGUCUAAGCAGAGGGAAGACUGAGGUGGAGUGUCAAAACUACAUCCGUGUGAUGCUCAUCAAUGACAAGAAAAUAUUUAUCUGUGGAACCAACGCCUUUUCCCCCACCUGCACAAACCGACAGCCUGAUGACCUGAGCAAGGUCCUGGAGAAGAUUAACGGGCUGGCCAGAUGCCCCUACGACCCAAGGCACAACUCCACGUCAGUGAUGACGGCGAGUGGAGAGCUGUACGCCGCCACUGUCAUCGAUUUCUCCGGCCGGGACUUUGCCAUCUACCGUAGCCUCGGAAACGCCCCCCCGUUGAGGACCGUCCAGUACAACUCCAAGUGGCUGAACGAGCCCAACUUCGUCUCUGCCUACGACAUCGAUCCCUUCGUCUACUUCUUCUUCCGGGAGCACAACGUGGAGGCGGACUGCGGUGCGACCAUCUACUCCCGCGUGGCCAGGGUCUGCAAGAACGACGUGGGGGGCCGGUUCCUGCUGGAGAACACGUGGACCACCUUCGCCAAGGCCCGGCUCAACUGCUCGCGGGCCGGCGAGAUCCCCUUCCACUACAACGAGCUACAGAGCACCUUCUACAUGCAUGAACAGGACCUCAUGUACGGUGUCUUCACCACCAACAUAAACAGCAUCGCAGGCUCUGCGAUCUGCGCCUUCAACCUCACCUCCAUCACACAGACCUUCAGCGGUCCCUUCCGAUACCAGGAGAAUUCCCGCUCGGCCUGGCUCCCAGCCCCCAACCCCAUCCCCAACUUCCAGUGCGGCACGUUGAAGAGUGGUCCCAACGAGAAGCUGACGGAGCGCCCCCUGCCAGACGCUCAGCGGUUUUUCAUGAUGAACGAGGUGGUGCAGCCCUGCUCCGUGAACCCGCUGGUUACCCAGGACAACCUGCGCUUCUCCAAGUUGGCCGUGGACAUCGUCCAGGGCCCUGACAAUCUCUACCACGUCAUCUACAUCGGCACCGAGCGAGGCACUAUCCUGAAGACCCUGUCGGCUCAGGCUCAGAAUCAAGCGCUGAGUGGCUGUUACCUGGAGGAGCUGCGGCUGUUGCCUGAGGGGCAGGAGGAGCCCAUUCGCACCCUGAAGAUCCUUCACCAUGACCGGUCGCUGUUCGUGGGGUUGGCCAACCGUGUCCUCAAGAUCCCGCUGGAACGCUGCAGCUCCUACAGCAGCAAAAUCUUGUGUUUGGAGGCGAGAGACCCUUACUGUGGAUGGGAUCCAGCAAAGAAACGCUGCACUACCUUUGAGGACAGCACCAAUAUGAGUCACUGGAUUCAGAACAUCACCGAGUGCCCGGUGAAAAAACUAACGCAGGAUGGUGCCUUCGGACCUUGGACUGCGUGGCAUCAGUGCAAACACACAGACCAGGACGCCACGGGCCAGUGCAAUUGCAGAUCCCGUGCGUGUGACAGCCCAGCCCCAAAGUGCGGGGGCCGCGACUGUGUGGGUCCCUGGAUGGAGGUGUUCAACUGCUCAAGGAAUGGAGGGUGGACCUUGUGGUCAGUGUGGGCUCCGUGCAGCACCACGUGUGGGAUCGGGUUCCAAGUUCGUCAGCGAACAUGCAGCAAUCCCACACCUCGCUAUGGAGGCCGUGUGUGCGUUGGUCAGAGCAGGGAGGAGAGGUUUUGUAAUGAGAACUCCCCGUGCCCUCUGCCCGUGUUCUGGUCGAGCUGGGCGCCCUGGAGCGAGUGCAGCGCUGAGUGCGGAGAGGGCAUGCACUCCCGCCAGAGAAGCUGUGAGAACGGAAACGCCUGCCCGGGGUGUGCCAUGGAACACAGGACGUGCAACGUGGAUCCGUGCCCCGAGGUGCGGAGGAACACCCCGUGGACCCAGUGGAUGCCGGUGAACGUCAGCCAGAGCGGCUCGCGGCACGAGCAGAGGUUCCGCUACAGCUGCCGGGCACAGCUGGCCGACCCGCACGACCUCCAGCUCGGCAAGAAGAAGGUGGACGUGCGCUACUGCCCCGCGGACGGCUCCACGGGCUGUGGGACGAAUGCUCUGGUCGAUGACCUGGUGAGGUUUGGUCGUCAGUCGGGCCAUCGUGUGAGCGGGACAUGGUCAUCGUGGUUACAGUGGACCUCCUGCUCCCGGGAGUGUGAGAGGGGCUUCCGCAGCAGGAAACGCACCUGCACCAGCUCCGAGCCCAGGACCGGGGGUCUGCCCUGCCAGGGGGCCAACAGCGAAUACCAGGAGUGUAACCAUCAGCCCUGCCCAGUGAAGGGAAUGUGGUCUUGUUGGUCUCCGUGGUCGCUGUGUUCGGUUAGCUGCAGUGGGGGCCAUUACCAGCGCACUCGCACCUGCACCAGCCCGGCCCCCACCAACGGUGGUGACAUCUGCAUCGGACUCCACACCGAGGAGGCGCUGUGCAACACACACAGCUGCGAAGCUGGUUGGUCGGAGUGGAGCAAGUGGACAGUGUGCGGUGAGGAAGGGACGCAAUCUCGUAGCCGUUGCUGUGACCUUCCCAACCCGGGGACGACGCAGUGUGUGGGCAACAGCACCCAGCACCGACCCUGCCUCUACAACGAGAUCCCGGUGAUCCAGUCUGCCAUCGGCAGUGACAGCAGCUGUGGAGGUUUCAGUAUCUACCACCUGAUCGCCACCGGGGUGUCUUGUUUCCUCGGCGCUGGGGUCCUGACGUUGCUGACCUACCUGUACUGCCAACGCUGCCAGCGACAGUCUCAGGAGUCGACUGUCAUUCACCCGACCACUCCCAACCACCUCAACUACAAGGGCAGCUCCCAAACCAACAAGAACGAGCUGUACAACCCCAUGGAAAUCAAGCCAUUAAACAAGAACAACCUGAUCCCCGAUGACCGGAGCAACUACUAUUCAUCGCUGCAGCAGACCAACGUAUACACGACCACUUACUACCCCUCCACGCUCAACAAGUACGACUACAGGCCCGAGGCUUCACCUGGAAGAGCCUACAACUAAGCCCGAGUGGCCAUUACCUCUCCACCUCCCAUUCCCCAACAACUCACUCCCUUCCCGUCUCGAUAUCCGCCCUUGGAAGCAGACCGCAACGGAUCUGAAGAUGAUUGUUAGAGACCACCUUACCCCACGCCUCCUCCUCCUCCUCCUC
This is a messenger RNA of Callorhinchus milii (elephant shark), 3949 nucleotides long. It is a transcript of the gene sema5ba, whose product is annotated as sema domain, seven thrombospondin repeats (type 1 and type 1-like), transmembrane domain (TM) and short cytoplasmic domain, (semaphorin) 5Ba. Gene Ontology annotation, molecular function: semaphorin receptor binding; chemorepellent activity. Lineage: Eukaryota; Metazoa; Chordata; Chondrichthyes; Chimaeriformes; Callorhinchidae. The transcript has 23 exons. The coding region runs from base 523 to 3801 and encodes 1092 amino acids. Gene Ontology annotation, biological process: neural crest cell migration; axon guidance; negative regulation of axon extension involved in axon guidance. The record is from RefSeq and is a predicted model, not a curated record.